UUAGGAUCCGAGGAUAGAGAGGCCGCAGCCGGGACAGCUCGACCUGUCUCACCCUCCAGGCACCGGACAGCUAGACCUGUCUCACCCUCCAGGCACCGGACAGCUAGACCUGUCUCACCCUCCAGGCACCGGACAGCCCCACCAUGCACCCGCUCUGAGGAGACCUCCACCCGGGGACCCUCAUGUCUUUGUCCGCUGCUGUCUCCAUGGGACAGUGACGGAGGCUCCAUCUGUCUUCUCGCUGUGAGGACACUGACACUCUGGCUUCUGCUGGAGCUCCGGGGGACACACCGGAGGAUCGUCAGCGGCGUGUUGUGGUGUCUGAGGCGGGGGAAGAGGACGAGGUCCAGCGGUUUGAUUUUCUCCGUGGUGUCAGUGUGGAGCGUGCCACACACCCGCUGCUCAACAACGACGGCUUUUGCCUGCAUCCUCCAGUGUUUCUUCUGUCAGCACGUCCAGCAGAGCUGCAACUCGUCCAGCGCCAGCCCGGACGCCAGCGAGGAGCCCGGCCCCACUGACAUGGUGAAGAUGACCAAGUCCAAGACCUUCCAGGCGUACCUGCCCAGCUGCCACCGCACCUACAGCUGCAUCCACUGCCGGGCUCAUCUGGCCAAUCACGACGAGCUCAUCUCCAAG
Molecule: messenger RNA, 636 nt
Organism: Pleuronectes platessa (European plaice)
Lineage: Eukaryota; Metazoa; Chordata; Actinopteri; Pleuronectiformes; Pleuronectidae
Source: RefSeq, a predicted model, not a curated record